CUUCCCCAGACCUCACCCCAACAACCGCCUGCCGGUAGCCUACCAGCCAACUCUCCCUACAAACAUCCAACUCCGCCACGUUAUUAAACCCCCAGGAAACUUACUGACAUGCAAUAAGAAACCCCUUAAAGAUUAGAAACAAUGUCUGCCGUACAGUUUACUACCCUCAUACGCCUCCCAUUCGCGCGAGGCGACUUCGUCGAUCCGCCGCAGGCGGACUGGAACGCAGCAAAAGACCGCGCGCUAUGGAAAGUCAUCUCCAAGUCCCCCAAAACAAGUGAUCUCAACUGGGCUGAACUCGCAGUACGAUUUCAGGUCCCGCCGGCUUUCUUGCUACAGCAGGCGGCCUGGCUUUAUGAGCGGCAUCUUGAGCAUGUGAGGAGUCAGAUGAAGAAGGUUGGGGGAGGCGGCGGUGGUGCGAGUAUGCCGUCGAAUUCCGGUUCUGCUGUUCCUGGAGGCAUACCGAUGCAGAGGCUUGGAAGCGCGGGCUCGAGAGCUUCAAGGACUCCGUCGGCGUUGUCGGUACGGCCGAGGGAUAGUCCUGUUGCUAGAGGGGAUGCUAGUAUCUAUGUAUCGUCGGGACCUCCGCCAGCACCUCCACUGUCUCGAACGCCGUCAACCAACACCAUCACCCAAUCGAAGGCAACAUCCCAGCAGAUCCCGCUCCGGACGCAGUCUCAACGCACUGCUCGGCCUUCCAUCACCAGCCCGCGACCUACGGCGCCUAUUCGAACUAACUCCCAGAAUCAAGCAGACUCCCAGGACAUAGGUACUGUAUCUGUUGCGGCGUCAUCAUCUUCAAGUUCAUCAAGUUCCGACUCGGACGACCUGGACAACCCUGCACAUCGCAGCCAGCUGUUCAAGCGCCCUCCACGAUUUCAGAAGCAGCGUCCGCGCGAGCUCUCUGCGUACGACGAGGAGCCCGAAGACGACGUCGAUGACUUCGCGCAGAGCGGAGACGGAUCAUUGCCCUUCGCCCAAGGUCCGAAGGAUGCCGGCCCGGCUGGCAAAAGGAGGCAUGCGCCCCAUCAUCAACCUACCAGCGACAAGUCCAGGCAAGCCGCGGGAUCCAGUAAAUAUCCAAAGUCCAUGGACGCCAGCUCGUCACUCGCCAGUUCCGCCAGCGAUGCCCCGAGGCCAUCUACUGCUGGACAUGGUCCCCUGAGUCCCAGACACAGGGCCGAGCUUGCGAGACUGAGUCCGCGUGGGAGGGGCAAACGAGAGGGCAGUGAUGGCACUCCUAGUAUGGGUAGCAGUUUCAGCGAUAUAGAUGAUGCUGGAAUUAGCCAAUCGGCGCUUGAGGAGGCUUUGCUGAGCAACAUACAGCAUGGUAGAAUGAGUACGCUCAGUCAGUUGAGGUCGAGGUACUUGUAACUAAACUGGCGGCAAUCUCGGUGUACGCCAGGGCUAGGGUAGAGUAGAUAGCACAUCAGUGUACACUGACUUCGAAAUGAAAGGAAACUCAUAGACCAGUAUAGACUCAUCAAACCGUAAUCUCAUCUGUCUCGCGACGAAGUGAAGUCAAGUCUUGGCAUCA
Molecule: messenger RNA, 1537 nt
Organism: Aaosphaeria arxii CBS 175.79
Lineage: Eukaryota; Fungi; Ascomycota; Dothideomycetes; Pleosporales
Exons: 8
Coding region: 142-1374 (410 amino acids)
Biological process (GO): autophagosome assembly
Cellular component (GO): phagophore assembly site
Source: RefSeq, a predicted model, not a curated record